GAACUUAUAUAAACCUUAAUGAACUUUCAGCUUAAAAUAGACUUGACCCCUUCCACUACCAUUGCUAGAAGUUGUUGAAUCUGCAGAGAACAAAGAGAAGGGUUCAAAAGGGUUGAUUAAAUUUGUAGCAAUUCUUCCUCAGUGGUAACGAUGGGUGAAAAGAAGCCUUACUUAGCAGUGAUCUUAGUACAAUCAAUCUAUGCUGGUAUGUUCUUAGUCUCAAAAGCAGCCUUCAACGGUGGUAUGAACAAUUUUGUGUUCAUCUUUUAUAGACAGGCUGUUGCAACUCUUUUCUUGGCUCCUCUGACACUGCUCUUAGAAUGGAAAAAUAGGCCGCCUCUACCAUUCGUGACUUUCUGCAAGAUUUUUCUGCUCUCUUUAUGUGGGAUUACUUUGAGUUUGGAUAUCUAUGGAAUCGCGCUUGUUUACACUUCUGCAACUUUGGCUGCUGCAACUACAAAUUGCCUUCCUGUUAUCACUUUCUUCUUAGCCCUUUUGCUCAGGAUGGAGGUGUUGAGGUUGAGGACAUCUUCAGGUAUUGCAAAGCUUAUAGGCAUAGCAGCAUGCAUGGCUGGAGCAGCAACCCUUGCAUUUUUCAAAGGCCCCCAUUUCAAACUCUUAUGCCACCAUCAAAUUUUUGGAUCCAACGACAGCCAAGAGCUUGCAGGACAUGUUUCUUCUGGGAAAACUUGGAUAAAGGGUUGCUUCCUCAUGCUCAUGUCCAACAGCUUUUGGGGUUUGUGGCUUGUGUUGCAGGCUGGAAUUUUAAAGAACUAUCCAUCAAAACUUCUCUUCACUACGCUACAGUGCUUUCUAAGCUCAAUCCAAUCAUUUGUCAUUGCCAUUGUUUUGGUAAGAGAUCCUCACGAGUGGAUGCUUGGUUGGAACGUUAGACUUUUGGCUGUAAUUUAUUGUGGAAUUAUGGUCACUGGUGUUACCUUUUAUGUGCAAGCAUGGGUUAUAGAGAAGAAAGGGCCAGUCUUCUUGGCCAUGUCUACACCAUUAAAUUUGGUCUUCACGAUGGUCUGUUCUGCAAUUCUCCUAUGUGAAAUCAUCAGUUUGGGAAGCCUUAUGGGUGGAGUGUUGUUGGUUGGAGGCCUCUACAGUGUCUUAUGGGGGAAAAAUAAAGAAGAGAAAAUGAAUGAUAAAAAUUGCAUAAUAGUGGAUGCUGAAAAAGGAUGCUUGGAGUUGAAACAAGUCAUUCCCGUGGCCAAUAAGGGACAAUUGCCUGUUUAACUUAGACAAUGCAUAUUCUUCCUUUAAUUUCUCAUUUGAUUGCUAUUGUCGCGCAAGUGGAAUCCAUUGCUUCUUUCCAUGUCUUUCUUGCUUACCCCUCAUUUUUCCAUGAAGAUUAAAAGGAAAAAUAAAGACAUUAGAAAUGGAUA
Molecule: messenger RNA, 1385 nt
Organism: Hevea brasiliensis (rubber tree)
Lineage: Eukaryota; Viridiplantae; Streptophyta; Magnoliopsida; Malpighiales; Euphorbiaceae
Product: WAT1-related protein At5g64700
Exons: 7
Coding region: 151-1236 (361 amino acids)
Cellular component (GO): plasma membrane
Molecular function (GO): transmembrane transporter activity
Source: RefSeq, a predicted model, not a curated record